This is a messenger RNA of Bradysia coprophila, 502 nucleotides long. RefSeq names its product mitochondrial ribosomal protein S14 (gene mRpS14). Gene Ontology annotation, molecular function: structural constituent of ribosome. The record is from RefSeq and is a predicted model, not a curated record. Gene Ontology annotation, cellular component: ribosome; mitochondrial small ribosomal subunit. NCBI's taxonomy places the organism in Eukaryota, Metazoa, Arthropoda, Insecta, Diptera, Sciaridae. Gene Ontology annotation, biological process: translation.
UCAUCUAUAUCAGCUGUCACAUAAAAGUGAAGAAGAAGAGAAAUAUGGCUGGAUUCUUGCCGAAACUUUCCAAUUUCAUCUGGAAAUCAAAUAAUUUGGCUGGUUAUGGCUUCCAACAAGUUCGCACCAAAUACGCCAACUGGCAUAUGAUCAAAGACGUUCGCAAGCGGAAAUGCUUGGAAACUCAUGGUAUUGAGAGGCUGCGAGUGAAUGCGUUACGAAAGAAUGACAUACUGCCCAUUGAAUUGCGUUCGAUCGCUGACGCAGAGAUAGCGGCACAGCCGAGAGAUUCAUCCAUAACUCGAAUCCGUGGUCGUUGUGCGCUCACCUCGCGUCCCAGAGGUGUUGUGCACCGAUGGCGACUGAGCCGGAUCGUUUGGAGAGAUUUGGCCGAUCACAAUCUGAUCAGCGGUGUUCAGCGAGCGAUGUGGUAGUUAGAAUGUACACACAAUACAACUGUUUGCAAAAUAGAAAUAUAUUUCGUGCUUGUUAGGAAAGGUAA